Messenger RNA from Plasmodium falciparum 3D7, 4995 nucleotides. RefSeq lists its product as uncharacterized. NCBI's taxonomy places the organism in Eukaryota, Apicomplexa, Aconoidasida, Haemosporida, Plasmodiidae. The record is from RefSeq and is a predicted model, not a curated record.
AUGACAUCAAAUUAUAAAUCUUACAAUGUUCUUGAUUAUAAUUUAAGGUUUAUCCAAGAUGAAAAAAGGAAUAGGGAAAGAGAAAGAGCAGAUAAUAAGAACAAGGAAAACAUAUCCUUGAGUAUAAAUUCAGAUAUGGGAAACAAAAUAUAUUUAUUAGAAACAAAUGCAAAAAGUCGAAAAGUUGAAAAGGAUGAGAAAUAUAAGAAUAUAAGUUCAUCAAAUUAUAUGAAAGAUAAAACUUAUGUUGAUAAAAAUUUGGGUGUAAAAGAUGAUAUGUCAAAUUUAAGCUCCAUAAAAUAUAAUAUAGAAAUAAAUAGAAAUAGAAAUAAUAAUAGAAAUAAUAAUAGAAAUAAUAAUAGUAAUAGUAAUAGUUUUAUUAUGGAUGAAAAGGAAAAAACUAAUAAUAGAACGAUUAUGUUAUUAAAGCAUAAGAGAAAAUAUGACCCAGAUUAUAAUACCUCAGAUGAAAAGAAUAUAAAGAGAAAAAAAAUAAAUGAUAUUAUUAAUAAAUAUAAAAAAAAAAUGAUAAUUCCUUCAUAUGAAGAAAAUGAUGAAAAAUAUAGUAAUAAAGGAUCAUUUAAUAUUUCAGAUGAUGAUGAGAUGGAUAAUAAAAGUAGUAAUUAUAAUAUAAGUGGUAAAAAUUAUUCUACAGAAAAUAAUGAUAACAAAAAUAAUUUUCACAUAAGAUCUUUAGAAAAAAUGGAUAAGAUAAAUAAUGAGAUGAAAGAAUACUCAACUAAAGAUUCCAUUGAUCUUAGAAGGGUAGAAUCCAUAUCACAUGGAUCAAAAGAAAAUAAUAAUAUUGAUAAGUUAAAAUGUCAUAAUUUAAUAAGAAAUAAAAAUUCCAACCUCGUAAAUUUUGAUAGGAAUAAAAGAAAAGAAAAUUUCAUUUUCUUACACAAUUAUAUGAAAAAAAAGGAGAAUGGAAAUAAGACAAAUAUUAAUUCAUAUGAUAUAGAAAAUAUACAUGAUGAAAAAAAAGAUAAAAAUGAAAUACUUAAUAAUUUAGAUAUAAAUUCUUAUAAUGAAGAAAAAUGUUUAAGUUAUAAUAAUAUGAAGGAAAAUGACUUCAAUAAAAUUGGCAUAUCUAAACAACCAAAUGUAGAUUCUAAGGAGCGUAAGUAUAAUAAAUAUGAAAAAGAUCAUAAUAUAUAUAAUGAUCUUAGUGAUGAUGGAAAAUCUAUAGAUCGUACUAAUGUAUAUGAUAAUAAUUCAAGUUCUCAUAAUGUAAGUUUAAGUAAUUUAUUUAAUGAAAGCAAUUUCAUGUUAGACGAAAAAAAAAUUAGAGAUAAAUUUAAAGAAGUCAAAUUAAUUGAAAAAUCACUUGAAAGAAAUAAUUCGGAAAUAUAUGAAAAUGAAUUAAAAGAAGGGGAGACUCAUAAAAAGGAUGAAUUAAAUAAAUUGGUAUUGGAUAUGACAAUAAAAGAUAUUAAUGAAAAAAAAAAAAAAGUAAUAUUAUAUCAUAAAGACUAUUCAGAGAAUUAUGAAAGAAAAUCUAUAAGCAGUGAAAAUAUUGAUAUAGGACCAACGAAUAGAUCAUUUUUAGUUGAUGGAAAUAAUACAAAGGAUAUGACUCAUAUAAAUGAAAAUAAUGAUAGGGAUAAAAAUAAUGACAAUAUUAAUAAUGAUAAUAUUAUUAUUAAUAAUGAUAAUAAUAUAAAUAAUAAUAAUGUUUAUAAUGUAAAAGAAUCAAAUGAAGAUAUAUUUUAUAAGGCUAAUAAAUUAUCUGAAAAAAUAGACAACAUUGUACAAAAUAUUAGAAAUAUCAAGAAAAUAAAAAAGUCAAAUUCUGGAAAUUAUAAUAUUGAUGCCAACCUUUCAGAUGGUAUAUCGAAUGAUGAGGCAAACCUGAAAAAUGUUACAAAUUCUAUGGAUUAUACGAAAUUAUAUUAUGAUGAUGAUAAAGGAGAGAAUACAAAAAAUACUUUUAAGAAAAGUGCAUAUGAUAAAAAUAAAAAAUUAUUGAUCGAAAAUGAUACAAAAUUAAUGAUACAUGGAAAUAAUAAUCAAAAGGAAUGGAUAAGAAAUGAUGAGAAAUAUCUUUUGAAUGGUAUAAAUAAUAGUCCAAAAGAUUUAGAUAAUAAAAGAUCAAACAUUGACAUACAAGUUAAUAAUAAUAAUAAUAAUAAUAAUGAUACAACAUUUUAUGAUGCUAUGGAAUAUUCUAUAGGUAAUGAUAAAGAACAAUACAAUAAAAAUGUACAAGAAGAUCAUGUAAUUAUGGGAGUUGAAUCAAAUAAAAAUAAUAUGCAAACGAAUUGCUCUUCAUCUAAUAAUAAAAAUUAUAUAAAUAAUGAUAGAUGGAAUCAUUUGAAAGAAAAAUAUUUCGACAUGAUGAAACCAGGUGUUGUAGAUAAUAUUAUAAAUAUUAAAGAAAAUGAACUUGUAUUACAGAAAAAUGAAAAAAAAAAAGAUAUUUUUAAUAAAUCACAUGGAAACGAAAAGAUAGAACCAUUAAAAGAUUUUAAUAAUAAAAAUGUUAAGGUUACAAAUAUUUUAAAAAAUAAAGUAAAUGAUGAUAUCCAUGAAGAUGUUAAAAGUGUUAAUAUUGGAAAUGAAAUAGAUGAAAAUAGGAAAAUAAAAAAAAAGGAAAAUAUAUUAAAUAGUAUAAAUCAAGAAAAAGAUAUUGGAAAUAAAAAUAUUAUUAAUAAAACGUCAUAUUCAAAAAAAAACCUUUUAUCAAAAAGUUAUGCAGAAAAACCUCAUCUAUAUAAUAUGAAAGAAAAAAAGAAAAAUAAUAUUAAUGUGAACAAAUGUAAGGAAAAAAAUCCUUUAUUCUAUUCUGUUGAUUUCUCAAACCAAAAAAAAAAUGAUAUAGAUAAGCGAAUGUGUGAUGAUUUAUUAUCUCCAGGUAUUGAUGAUUCGAUUGAAAGAAAAAUAAUAUAUGAAAAUAUAAUAAAAUUUUCCAAAAGAAAUGUAAAUAAUGAACAUGAAUUAGUAGAUACAUAUUCAGAUGGAAAAAAAAAAAAAGAAAAAUCCAAUGAACGACUAAAAGAAGAAUUGGAUAUGAUUAAAAAUUAUUAUAGUGAAGAGAAAUUAAAAAGGGAGGAGGAAUAUAAACUGAGAAAUGAAAUUCAACAAAAAAGAAAAUUGUAUGAAUUAAAAAUUCGAAAAGAUUUUGAGGAAAAAAUAAGGCUUCGAAGGGAGGAAAAUGAAAAAAGGCUAAACGAAGAAAAAAUAAAUAAAAUACAACAAGAUAAUGGAAAAAAGGAAUUACCAAAUGGUAUACCAGAUGGUAAACCGAAUGAUAUGUCAAGUGAAGAAAAUGAGAAGAAGCAUAUUACUUAUAAUAAUGAAAAAAAAAAUUAUGAUAAUAUUGAAAAAAAUUAUGAUAAUAUUGAAAAAAAAAAUUAUGAUAAUAAUGAUGGUAAUAAUAAUAAUUAUUAUUAUGAUGAAUUAAGAAACGAAACUUAUAAGAACAAUAAAAAAAAGAAAAGAAAAAACCUAUUUGAAGAUUAUUCAAGUGAUGGAAGUUAUUAUAAAUAUAUGUAUCGUAAUUUAUAUGAAGAAACGUGUAACAAUAAAAUGAAAAAUCAUUUUUACGAUAUAAGUGAUAAUUUAUAUUUACAGGAAUGUUCUGAUAACUUUUUUCAUAAUAAUAAAAUCUCCUCAUCUUCUAUUUAUAAAUCACCUUCACAUAGUUUUGAUAACGAAUUAAUAUCAUUAAGUAAAAUAAAAUUUGAUGAUUUUGAUUACAAUUAUUUAAAUGAACUCCACAAAUCGGUAUCUAAGACAAAAGAGAGAAAAAGAAGUAAUUAUUCUGAUUUUAGUGAAGAUCAGAAAAAGUUAAAAAAUUGCAACCUAGUUAAACCUAGGGUUAUUUUAACAAAUAGUGAAAAGAGUUAUGAACAAAAAUGUGGUGAACACUCCAAAAGGGGCGAAGAAAUGAAUGGGGAAUAUGAAAAAGGUGAUAUAUAUAAAAAGAAUGAUAUAUAUAAAAAUAGUGAUAUGUGUGAAGACAAUAAUGUACACCAAAAGAAUGAUAUAUACGAAGAUAAUAAUAUACAUCAAAAGAAUGAUAUAAACGAAAGAGAUGAUUCUCAUAAAAAAGGAGAUAUAUAUGAAAGGAAUGGCUUUCAUGAAAAAAAUGCAGUAUUAAAAAGAAAUAUUCUAAAUAAGAACAACAAUACAGGAAAUCUUCAUAAUAAGAAUGUCGGCAAUUCACAAAAAGGAAAAAACCGAUCGCUUGAUUAUCAUCGUAGAAGUAACAUACAAAAUUUUUAUGAAUAUAAGAUGAAUAAUAACGUUGAUGAUAAUAUAUUGAAUAAAUUGUUAACUAUAAAAUAUGAAAAUAAAAUAAGAAAUGAUAGUUUAAGCAUAAAAGAGGAUAACAUUCACAAUACUAAGGAGGGUAGUGUACAUGAAGAGAUGUGUGAAGAGGAAGAAGAUUUUGAAGAGAAAUAUUCAGAAGAUAUUGAUAUUGAGGAUGAAAACAUUUCUGUUAAACUAAAUCACAACGAUAGUGAAUAUAAUAAAAAUAAUUGUAAAGGUGUAAAAUUAAUACAAAACAAAAGUGAUUUUAAUAAUGAAAAUAUGGAUGAAUUGAAUGUAUCACCAACUCAUACCGAAAUUGAUAAAGAAGAAAAACAGAAUGUAUUGUUAAUUUCUACAAAAGAAAAAAGUAGAAUUAUAAAAGUAAAUGAAAAGGUUGAUAUAUCUCCAAUAAAACAAAUAAUACAAGAAGAAAAAAAUGAACCAAAUGAUAAUAUAAACAUGGAUAUUAAUGAUGAUGAAGAUAAUGAGGGAAAAAGUAAAUUGAAAACAUCCAUAUCAUCUUCAGAGAAUGGAAUACCAAAAAUUAAUAUUUUAAAAAAUAAUGAAAACUAUAUACCAUUAGAUAUUGCUUUAAAUUUUGUGAUGGAUAACGAAAAGUUGAAGAAAAAUUUACAAAAGGAAGAAAAAAAAGAUAAAGGAAAGAAGAAAACCUUUGUUCAGUGGUUAAUGGAUGAAAGAAAAAGAAGAUUAAAAAAUAACUUACCCAUAGAUAUUUAA